Pseudogymnoascus destructans is the source of this 354-nucleotide messenger RNA. RefSeq lists its product as uncharacterized. NCBI's taxonomy places the organism in Eukaryota, Fungi, Ascomycota, Leotiomycetes, Thelebolales, Thelebolaceae. The coding region runs from base 1 to 354 and encodes 117 amino acids. The transcript has a single exon. The record is from RefSeq and is a predicted model, not a curated record.
AUGAGUUUAUUCAGUCUCGCCAGACAGCCCAUCAACAUGAGCCCCAGGGAGGCAUACUGGUUAUCUGCCACCACAGUCGAGAAGGCCCUGUUCAGGAGUCAGAACCAAUCCAAGAGUAUCCCCGUCCGCUCCGGAAUUCAAAUUUUCCACGAGCCACCUUUCACCCUUCUGACUUCACUCCCAUUUCCCCAUCCAUCAGGUAGUUCUAACUUACAGAUAACACCUCGGCACAACCUCCUCCCUCAAAAACACAACCCGCUUCUCAAUCUCAAUCUUCUUCGCACGAAACGCCGCAUCAGGGUUCUCAAGCGCUGUAAUCAGCUUUCCCAGCUGCCUGCGCAGGAUGGAGAAUGA